This is a messenger RNA of Ciona intestinalis (vase tunicate), 760 nucleotides long. Lineage: Eukaryota; Metazoa; Chordata; Ascidiacea; Phlebobranchia; Cionidae. The record is from RefSeq and is a predicted model, not a curated record.
GUUCCAGAAUUCAGGCAAGUCAGGUUCACAAACAUGGCUCGUUUAUUCACUUUCAUAGCUUUGCUGGUUGUUGCCGUGUGCGCAGUAGACGCUUGGGGAAGCAGCUACAGACCUUAUCGACCAAGAUCUCGCAACUGCGUUGUAAGUUAUUGGAGCAGAUGGAGUAGUUGCGGUCACAACGGAGCUUACCCAUCUUACACUUCAUGCCAAACCCGUACACGACAUGUGAGAGUGACGCCUAUUGGUAAUGGAGCAAGAUGCCCAGCUCUAGUUGACAUCAGAGCUUGCUCUGUGAGGCCUAUAUCCACAUGCUACUGGUCAGGUUGGUCGCAAUGCAAGUAUAGCUUCGCAUACGGGCGUCGAAUCAGGACCAGGGUACAAUAUGGGACCAAUGGACGACGAUGCACUCCGUUCUCGGAAAGCGAAGAAUGCAACGAACCCAACCGCCGCCCCAUUCCUCCUCCAAGAUCGAUCCCUCCAUUCCUCCCCACUGUUCGCCCUCCACCACGUAACAAUGGGAAACGAAGAUGCAGAAGAGGAAGGAGACGAUCAGGGAGCAGCGGGUCCUCCGGAAGCAGCAACUCAUCCUGCUCGGAUGACUCGAGUGAUGAUGAUGAUUCUCAUCAACCUCGGAGGAGAUCGAGAUCUAGGAGCAGAUCUUCAUCUAGAAAGAGGAAAAGUGGGAGCAGCAGCAGCGAUUCGGAUUAGUUCGGAUAAAUUCGGAUAAAUUCGGAUGAAUUCGGAUGAAUUCGGAUAAAUU